Messenger RNA from Centruroides sculpturatus (bark scorpion), 2504 nucleotides. RefSeq lists its product as uncharacterized. The transcript is spliced from 7 exons. The record is from RefSeq and is a predicted model, not a curated record. Lineage: Eukaryota; Metazoa; Arthropoda; Arachnida; Scorpiones; Buthidae. Bases 96 to 1298 code for a protein of 400 amino acids.
CAAAUAUUAUAUUACGAAGUCCACUUGUUUCGAACUAUUUUUAAACUUUCGUUUUAGAUUUUUCUAAUAUGAUUUUAAAAAAUUAUCAUUAGAUAAUGAUUUCAAUUAAAAAACUUCAGCUACUGAAAAAUCGUUUACAUAUAAGUAAUCUCGAUGAUGAUAUUAUUAAGGAAGAUAUUUUUGUUCAGAUUAUCGAUAAAGAAAGAGUCAUUAAAUUUUCAGUUGUUGGUUUAACUAAGGAUUAUUUACUGAUUUUGACUGUUAUAAAUUUUUGCAAGACAUGUUUGUGUAACAGGAUACCCAGCUGGAAAAGAGGAUGCGCCUUGCUGAGGAAAGUCCCGUUAACUGAUAUAAUAAUUAACAAAAGUAAAAAACAAAUUGUCAUCAAUCAGAAUCGAGAAAAUAAGCGUUUAUAUUUAUUAAUAUUACCUAAUUUACCCGGAUUUGUUUGGUAUGAAUGGUGUGACUUUCUGCAUGCGUUUAAAAUGGAAUUUUCUAAACCGCUCCGUGAUUCUUAUAAAAUUAUUCAUGGAGUAUCAAAAUAUCUUCAAGUGUAUUCUUACUUUGAUUACGAAAAAAUAAAAUCGUAUUCCAGAUUAAAUGAUGAUGAUAAAGAACGUAAAAUAAUUCCAAUUAAUCGUUUUGGUCAAAAUAUUAAUGAAAAUUGCAUUUUUACUUUAUAUUUACCCGAUCCUACAGUACCAGAUAUAUCUGAUCAAUUAUUUUUUCUUUCUCUCCAUUCUUCAUGUAUUACGUUUCCAUUGAAUGGAAUAAAGCCAGUUCCGAUUUUGGAUAUCGGAACCAGUUUACUGAUAAAAAGAACAACUUGUGAAUUAACUCAUUUACGAAAAUGUAAUUCGGAAGUAAAAAUGUCUGAAUCUUUUAAUUUGCGUUCUUAUGUCUAUGCGUCUUUGGAAGAUUUAACUCCUAGUUUUAUAGAGAGAAAAUAUUAUUUAUCUCCUAAUUUAAACUCCUCUUUCGAUAUUUGGAUGUUCGACGAAAAUCCUUUGCUUUCUUUUAUUGGAUACAGUUCGAAUCGGCUGAGUCGACGAUUAAUGUAUAAAGAUAGAAUUAAAAUAAUGAGAAUGCAUUUUAUAAAUUCGACAUCGAAACAAUGGACUCGUGAAAAAAUACAGUCUAUACAAUAUAAAAUCAAUAAAGUUAAGUUAUGGCAACGCAACACUUGGCCCAUCUGCCUAGAGGAAUGCCUUACGGGAGGUCUUUUUAAGAGUAACUGGUCCCUAUUCAGGCGUUACAGACGUGGAGAAAACCCGGAAAACCACGUGGCUAGUAAGUAACUCACGAUCGAACUCUGUGUUCAGGAAACGGAACCGUUGGCCAUUGGUGGGCCUCGGUAUAUCAAAAAAAGCUUCCAAUAUAAAAUGGCACAAACAAAGAUAAGAUAAAAUUUUAAGAAUUAAUAUCAAAUUAGUGUAAGCUAUGUUUUUAAAUAUAAUCACAAUAAAUGAUUCAAACUGUUUGAAAUUCGUCUCUCUCUCUUGACUUGAACCUUUUUAUCAAACCUAUUAUGGGUUCGGCUUAGUGUCGCCCACUCCGAAAAAAUACCUGAGAGUUUUAGACCCAUCCGGAUUCGGGCCCGUUAUAGCUGUAGACUGAAACCUUAUUCCUUUGGCCAUCCGACCAUCGAAAUUAUUUGACUGACGAAAAUAUAUUGCUUAUUAAUUUAUUUAUAUCUAUUAAUUUAUGAUUGAUUAAUUUAUUAUUCAUUUUACUGACAAAAUGAUUGUCAUUGACGUUCGAAUGGUUGAACGUUUAAGGUUACAGCCCAUCUUUGGGUGAUCGAAAACCCCAGGAAUUUUUUGGAGGGUGAUUCGUCUGUAUAUGUUGGGCCUCAUCUCUUACCACUCGGCUGUCCAUUGUGGGCCUAGCCGAACCCAUAAUGGGCUUGCUAAAAAACAGAUUUCCUAGUGCCCACAUGGCGGAAAGAAUUACAAAAAAAUCAAGUGAUUCUAAUUUUGUUGCAAUCAAGAUGUUAGGAAAUAUAAAUUUUUAAUAUUAUUCGACACAUUUAUAUAGAACAUCUUAAGAGUUUACUCUUCAUCCACAUCGUUCAUGGCUACACCCAAAGGUAACAGAGGUAAAUGUAAGUUUGCGCGUUCUAAUUUUGGGUCUCAUAUUGUCGGUUCUAAUUAUUCUACUGGAACAAAUAUCCUUAAGAUGUCGAACCAUUACAUUAUGUCUUCCAGCGUCUUCGUAGAAUAAAUCUGGAUUCCCAUUUGUUUUCGUGAAUAGUAUUGGUAUAAGUGGCAUUCCUUAUACUUCAUCCAUAAUUGUAACAACCUGUAUGAUACAGGUUUUUACAAUUAUAUUCACGGAAUGAAUAUAAUUGAAUAGAGAAAUAUAUGGAAAGAGGCAGGCGGAAUAGCGUUUAUACGUGCUAUGCAUCGGAUUAAGUAAUCAGUUCUUAAGUUAUAUGUUGAAAUUGAAAUUUUUACAAAAUAUAUUUUACAUAACUAAUAUAAAUGUACAUUAAAUAUUAUUUU